CCCCAACAAGGGAGUCGUUGCCGUCUCCUCCUCGUCCUCCCCCACCCCUCCUUCCUCACCCCUUCCUCCGCGCCGCCGAGGUCUCACGUGCUCCUUUUAAGGCGCUCUCCGCCCGAGCCCCGCCUCGCGAACCCUAGCGCGCGACCGCACUCCCGCGAUGUUGCCCGAGAUCCGCGAAGAGGGCGGCAGCGGCGCGGGCACGAGCGGUGGAAAGGCGAUGUCGGUGUCGCUGAGCGGGAAGCGGGGCCGGUACGUGCGGCAGGUGACGGGCCGCCACAACGACACCGACCUGCACGUGGCGGCGCGGGCCGGGGACGCCGCGGUGCUGCGCCGCGCGCUGGACGAGGCCGCGGUGGUCGUGGCGGUCGGGGAGGGAGGGGAGCAGCUGGAGGCCGUGCGCCGCGCCGUGGCCGCGGAGGCCAACGAGGCCGGGGAGACGCCGCUCCUGGCCGCCGCGGAGAAGGGGCACCUGGAGGUGGUGGUGGAGCUGCUCCGGCAUCUGGACUCCCAGGGCGUCGCCGCGAAAAACAGGUCGGGGUAUGACGCGCUGCACGUCGCGGCCAGAGAAGGGCAUCAUGCUGUUGUGCAGGAAAUGUUAUGUCACGAUAGGAUGUUUGCCAAAACAUUUGGCCCUGCAAAUACUACCCCGCUUAUAUCAGCAGCUACAAGGGGACAUGCUGAAGUUGUCAAAUUGUUACUUGAACAAGAUGAUUUUGGAUUGGGAGAAAUGGCCAAAGAUAAUGGCAAAAAUGCUUUACAUUUUGCUGCUCGACAGGGACAUAUGGAAAUUGUUAAAGCAUUACUUGAGAAAGAUCCACAGCUAGCAAGACGAAAUGAUAAGAAAGGUCAAACGGCACUGCAUAUGGCUGUGAAAGGAACUAACUGUGAUGUUCUUAGAGCACUUGUUGAUGCUGAUCCAGCAAUUGUAAUGCUGCCCGACAAAAAUGGAAACACUGCCUUGCAUGUAGCAACAAGGAAAAAGCGAGCAGAGAUAGUUAUUGUUCUUUUGCGGCUACCAGAUACCCAUGUCAAUGCACUGAACAGAGAUCACAAGACUGCUUUUGAUAUAGCUGAAGGGUUGCCACAUUGUGAGGAGUCGUCUGAAAUUAAGGAUAUUUUAUCUCAACAUGGCGCUCUCAGAUCUAGAGAGCUAAAUCAGCCUCGAGAUGAGCUCCGGAAGACAGUGACAGAGAUCAAGAAAGAUGUCCACACACAGCUCGAACAGACAAGAAAAACUAACAAAAAUGUGCAUGGCAUUGCUAAGGAACUCAGAAAGUUGCACAGAGAAGGCAUCAAUAAUGCAACGAACUCUGUAACUGUUGUUGCUGUGCUUUUUGCUACCGUUGCUUUCGCAGCUAUAUUCACUGUACCUGGUGGAAAUGACAACAAUGGAGUUGCGAUUGUUGUCCAGACUGCCUCCUUUAGGAUAUUCUUCAUCUUUAAUGCCAUAGCUCUGUUCACAUCAUUGGCGGUGGUCGUGGUUCAAAUAACAGUUGUCAGGGGUGAAACAAAGUCCGAGCGAAAGGUUGUUGAGGUGAUCAACAAGCUUAUGUGGCUGGCAUCAGUUUGCACAACCAUUUCUUUCAUUGCCUCAUGCUAUAUUGUGCUAGGCCGCCAUUUCCAAUGGGCAGCAAUACUGGUUAGUUUGAUAGGUGGUGUUACAAUGACUGGUGUUCUUGGAACAAUGACGUACUUUGUGGUGAAAUCAAAGCGCAUGAGGAAGAUUAGAAAAAAAGAGAAGAUGUCGAGAAGAAGCGGCUCAAGCUCCUGGGUUGAUAAUACUGAAAUCUCAGAGACUGAGCUUAAUCAAGUGUAUGCCUUGUAAAGAGAUAGGGUGUUUGAACUCAGCCUUGCCUCUGCAAUUGAGAAUGUACAUGCUUAAUCAAGUGUAUGCUUUGUAAGACACAGGGUGUUUGAACUCAGCCUCAUAUCUGGAAUCGAGAAUGUACAUGAAAAUUCCAGAUGCGCGCAUUAACAAAUAGAUUACUCACAUUA
Molecule: messenger RNA, 1995 nt
Organism: Triticum urartu
Lineage: Eukaryota; Viridiplantae; Streptophyta; Magnoliopsida; Poales; Poaceae
Product: ankyrin repeat-containing protein NPR4
Cellular component (GO): plasma membrane
Molecular function (GO): protein binding
Source: RefSeq, a predicted model, not a curated record